AUGCCGCCCAACGACGAGCCCGCCGAUGCUGGCAGCAGCUCUGCUCCCGAUCUACAGAUUCUCGGCGAUGAGAUCACCCUGCAACCUAGUGGCUAUGUUGAGCCGGAGGGUGGCCAUGAGGGCAAGGAAGAGGCAUUGCUGAACCAAUUUGCCUCGUUCCGCGCCGAGCCUUUACAAUUCCUUCGAGAAGUGUCAUUGUAUGUUUCGGGUCAGGGCUGGCGAGCAUAUAACAACGUCAUUGGUCAACCGGCCUUUUAUUCCGGCUUUUCAGAGAAUAUGAAGUCAAUGGUUCUGUCAGCACCACUGCUUCAGGAACGCAUCACAAAGCUUGCAGAGGACAGGGUCGCCGUUGAAGUCAAGGAAGGACUAAUAAACAAGGAUGACAAAGACUUUGGAGUAAAGUGCGCCCAGAGGCGAAACGCUCUCGAGAAUGGGCUCCAGGAAGUCGCAGAUAAGAUGACCGACGACAUGAUCUGCAAAAUGGAAAGCAAGCCAUUUAUUCGAGGGGCCUACUACAUGGCUACCCAGCUUUUGACCAGAGCCUAUCACCAAGGAAUCCACGUGUCCAGCGAAGAAGUUUUGCGCCUACGAAAGGUUGCUGACUUUGCUGCCAAGAAGAAACAGAGUAUCAUCUUCCUACCCAGCCACCGAUCUCACGUCGAUUACGUCUCGCUGCAGCUCAUUUGCUAUCGCCUCGGCUUAACAUUGCCUAUCGUCGUUGCCGGAGAUAAUCUCAACAUCCCGCUCCUCGGCAGCUUCCUGCAGCAUGCUGGUGCCAUGUGGAUCAGGCGAUCAUUUGGUGACGAUGCCUUAUAUACCACGUUGGUUCAGAGCUACAUCGACACCUUGCUCCAAGAGGGCUACAACUUUGAAUGUUUUAUUGAAGGAGGCCGCUCUCGCACCGGGAAGCUAUUGCCGCCGAAAUUCGGCAUUCUGAGCUUUAUUCUUGACAGCAUUCUAUCUGGGCGGGUUGAUGACGCAAUUGUUUGUCCCGUCAGUACUCAGUAUGACAAAGUCAUUGAAACCGAGGGCUAUGUCACUGAGUUGCUUGGAGUACCGAAAAAAAAGGAGAAUUUGGCAGACUUCGUUUCUGGUGGCUCGUCUGUUCUUUCAUUGAAGCUUGGUAGAGUGGAUGUCAGAUUUCAUGAGCCGUGGAGCCUGCGCAAGUUUGUUGAUGAGCAGUUAUCUCGCCUUCCGUCUAUUCCCCCUGGCUUAGACACCGAACACCACAAGCCUGACGUGAGAGCCGCUCGUGAAAAGAUUUUGAGGACCAUGGGGUACAAGGUGCUAAGUGACAUCAAUGCUGUGUCUGUCGUUAUGCCAACUGCUCUCAUUGGCACAGUUCUCCUUACUCUGCGUGGUCGUGGAGUUGGUUUACAAGAGUUGAUCCGCCGUGUUGAAUGGCUCACUGCCCGAAUUCGUGCCAAGGGAGGGCGUGUUGCUCACUUUGGAAACGCGCCCACGUCUGAAAUUAUCAAUCGUGGUUUGGAUGUGCUUGGCAAGGACCUUGUCGGCAUUGUCAAUGGCCUAGCUGAGCCGACCUUCUAUGCGGUUGACCGCUUCCAGCUGUCGUUCUACCGAAACAUGACGAUUCAUUUGUUCAUCUAUGAGGCCUUGGUUAGUGCGGCAAUGUACAUGCAUGUCAAACGUGGUGGUGGGCCUGCUAUGCAAGACAUCUCAUACACUGAACUGAAGGACCAAGUCUUCUUCUUGUCCUCUUUGUUCCGCGGCGAAUUCAUUUUCGGAUCCGAUGGCCUUGUCACAAACUUGGACAACACUCUCCAUGGUCUCGAGGCAGACCAUAUUGUUCGACUCGAUCGAGAUCAGAGCGGCACUGUCACCACAAUCGGGCUGUCCGUGGAAGAACGCAAGGCAGGCCGCGAGAAUUACGACUUCUAUUGUUUCUUGAUUUGGCCGUUCAUAGAAGCCAGCUGGCUUGCGGCUGUCUCGCUGAUGGGCCUAUCACCACCACCUGGGAGUAAUGGAGAAAUCUGGGUUGAGCAAAACAAAGCACAGAACAGCGCUCAGCUAUUGGGUAAAACUCUCUACCACCAAGGAGAUUUGUCGUACUUUGAAGCCGUGAACAAGGAGACCCUCAAGAACUCAUACACCCGUUUUGAGCAAGAUCAAAUCAUUCACGUAGUCAAGUCCAAGGACCCCAAGAUCCCGCCUAGGAUUCAACUCGAUCCAGAAUGGCGGCCGUCGCGAGACCCCAAAACCGGUGCCCUCGUUGCUGCAGGUAAACUUUGGGAUUUCACGGAAAAGAUUGCUAGUUCACGACGAGAGGGCAAGAAUCGACGAGACGGGGCCACGGUCAGUGUGCGUGUGCUAAGAUUGACCGACCAAUUGGGGGCCAAGCUAUUCGCCGAGGCUGUGGACGGCGAGAAGCAGGGGAAGAACAAAGUUCCCAGUCGGCUCAGUGUCGAGGAACAGGAGGCGCACAAGAAGGAUGUGCGGAGGAGGAGGAAGAAGCUGAACCAGCGGGCACAUUUGUAA
This is a messenger RNA of Metarhizium brunneum ARSEF 3297, 2496 nucleotides long. RefSeq names its product Dihydroxyacetone phosphate acyltransferase (gene GNPAT). Gene Ontology annotation, cellular component: mitochondrial membrane. The record is from RefSeq and is a predicted model, not a curated record. Gene Ontology annotation, molecular function: glycerol-3-phosphate O-acyltransferase activity. Gene Ontology annotation, biological process: phospholipid biosynthetic process; triglyceride biosynthetic process; fatty acid metabolic process. Lineage: Eukaryota; Fungi; Ascomycota; Sordariomycetes; Hypocreales; Clavicipitaceae.